GCGCUUAAUCAUAAUAGUCCAGAUAUCAAUCGCUUGCUAGUUAAUUGGCUUCAAAUUAACACAUUGGAAUUGGAUCUUAUUCAACGAUUAGUACAAUGUGUGUGCGAUUGGAUCGCGUUUUCUAGGAAUUUGUAAAAUCGUGUGAAUAUUAUUGAAAUGACUCAAGUUCAUUCACGCGAUUUGAGUCGAUUUGUUUUAUCGUUCGGAAAAUAAUACGCUAUAUUACAUCUUUGAUUGCUGUCAAUUGCUCAAUUCGUAAGUGAUUCAAGUAAAUCGAGUAAAACGGGGAAAAUCGAGUAAAUACUAAAAAUUCCGUAUUGAAUGAUGUCAGAUUGCAAUAAAGGUGUUGGAAAUAUCCCGGUCCAAGUUCCAUUCAAAUAGGAAGAUCCUCUGACGUUGCAUGAGAACUUUGUUCAUGCACUCUGUGUAUCGUAGCACAUUAACAUAUACAAGCACAGAAACCGAAACAAAAACGAUGCGGUGAUGAUCACAACACAAAUCGAAGAACAAUCACUUGUGUAAUAAUAAAUCGAAGCGAGCGAGAGACGACGAGGUAAAACACACGUAAACAUGAAUCGAGCCAACGUCGCGUUGUCCGUGUGUUGGUGUUCAUUUGGAUGUAACAGCGUACAGCCACUGUUAACUAUACAACUCAACAAUUUAUUCGAAGUUCUUUAUUUCCCGAUUGGUUGUAGUUUCGCUGUGCGAGAGACUCAAGUAUUCAACACAGCUAUGGUGUAGCUGCGUUUGUGUGUCUUUGUGUUGAAAACAAUUUCUUGGUCGGUGAUUCAGUGUGUGAUUCUGUUGUAGCAGCCGAGCAGCAACAGUGUUGUUAGUUUUGGUGUCAUGCAGAGAUUCAGUUUAGCCAAGCGAUUGCUACGACGCGGACCUGCUAUUUUUUCUCGGUUUGUACUGAACGCAGCCAUUCACGGUCUCCGCAUCACAUCCAACUUUCUUCAUCAUAUUUACGUUUUUUCUUCUGUCAGCCGUGCAAAAGACUUAUUACACCGAGAGACGGAGAGCAAUCAGUGCGAGUUUUUUUUUAUUUUGUGAUAUUUUCCACGUAUUUAUCUGACUUCGGGCAGAUUGACUUUUUCUUCCACUAAGUGCAAAAUAAUUUGUAGUGAAACUGUGUGUUUUAUUUUUAUUGGUGCAGCCACUAGCCGAUUUUAUCUUGUGGGCAAAACUACGAUAACUAAUCGAUUUGACAUAAAUCAUUUGCGCAGCGAACUCGCACACAAUAUCGUCUCGCGUUUCCCACCAUCCACAAUAAUAUUCAAUUAUUCAUGAGACGCCUACGAUACAAAGUAACAAGUCCGUAUUGAGCAAACACAGGACAGCCGAAUCAACAAAAAGGAAAGUUGUAGAGACACGCGAAGAAGCCGAGAAUUUUUAUUAUUAUAUUUUGGUCCGCAGAAUUUAAUUGAUUACGAUGAUGUCGACCGGUGAGAAUGUUAAGUUUCGUUCGACUCCAAAUCAAGAGAUCGCCCGGCCACUGAGCACAUACGACAAUUUGAACAAUGAACCGAAAAUGAAUGGCACGACAGCAUGUAAAAAUGAAGCCAUUGAAAGAAGUGAACAUGUUAAUGAGUUUCCGUUCAGUGGAAUCUCGUUCCGUUUCGACGAAUUGAAGCAGCCAAAUCAAAAUACAACUCCAACAAUUCACUCCUCAAAUGGCUACGAUAAUAUAAACAAUAACAAUUACAAGUUGCAUCGUAACAAUAAUCAAAAUGUAAACAACAGUCCGCAAUUCAACGGAAACGAUGUGAACCAAAUUCGUAGCAACCAAGUCCAUACAGUGACAACGAUCGCACAAAAUCAUUCAUCUUCGUCGUCGUCGUCGUCGUCCACAACGAGCAGUUCGUCGUCAUCGUCGUCAUCUGAAAAUAGCUACAAACAUUCAUCGCAACACUACGCAAAUUUAGCUGGAAAUCCAAUUGCUAAUCGCGGUAAUAACAAACCAGUUCACAGUGUGGCAAAGUCACAAUUUUUGGGUUUACACAAAACAAGCGACGACAAUGAACCAAACAUAACAAUCGAGAGUAGAACGAAUGGCGGGGCAACAAAACAAAGUUUAGAGAAAAAUUCACAAGACGAACGAGAUAAUACGGGAGAAUCGUCGACGGUGAGUGAAGAAGAACCACUUUUGAAUAGUUACGGUGGUAGGAUUGCAACGAACGGCUUGAAUCGUACUCCAAAUUCGACACAAUAUCAAAAUGUUCCAAGCAAUAGUUCGUGCUAUGGCCAAAAUCAAAUUGAUGAUGCCAACGAAUGCACUUGUAUGUGCAAGGAAGAUAGUGACCCUGGCACCGAAAUAAGACAAUACGAAAGCGAUAGAUACAAGUGCAAUGGAUGCUUGAACCGAAACUCUGGCGGCGCACCAAUUAGUGUUAUUCCAAUAUCGUCGAUGAAUGUGCCGACGUGCUCGAAAACAGUUGAUCUGGCGUCAUGCGCUACGUCAAUGAAACCAGCCAAGCCAACAACACUUGACACCAGCUCCAGCUUUCGCUUGAAUCAAUCACCAUUGUCACAGGCCGUUUACAUGUCAACCACUGUGCCGCAGAAUAUCAAAGGUUGCAAUAUAAUGGGCUCACAUUUGCCGACGCGAAACAGUCUUCGUCAUAGUCGAAUGCUUGUCGGUAAAAAAACUUAUCAAGUUGUUAGACGACGCAAUCCGUUGAACAUCCGCCAUCCAAACUCGGUGAAAUAUUUGUUCAAUUUUCAUGUACUGAUCGGACUCGCAGUUUCAUGCUUGGGCCUUUGGUUGUGUUGGUGGGCGCCCAGCACAAGUGCCCGUGAUAAUCCAUACUGGAGCGGUUUAAUUUUAAUGUUAUCCGGAAUUUUGGGUAUAAUUGUGCUGGCAUUUAAACCGAGACCCCGACAAAAACCACUACGCCAGCAUUUUAUCACAUUCUUACGCAUCAAUUCGACACUCGUUACAUUCAUCGCGGCUGUAUGCACAUUUGUGGCGUCAUCGUUUGCUAUUUUCCAUCUGACCAAUAUAGCGAUCGCUGAUUGCCGACCCGUUAACAUUUUGGUCGAAAGUUCGGCGUGUACGUGCCGUUUCGAUGGUAUAUCAACAAAUGGUACAGUUGCUGGCAUUCCAAAGGCAGAUGCAGAGAUAUUCAAUGGCAGUUAUUACAGAGAUUUAAGUUGCAACGAAGUGAUGGGGCCAUUCAAAUACAUCCUAAUUGCAUCGGCAAUACUGAAUUUCAUUGGAUUUUUGCUAUGUUUCACACUCUUAAUAUUGCUGUGUAUGCGACAGAAACCAGUCAAACGAGUUCCAUACAGCAGUGCAAGCAGCCGACAUCGACUGUGAAGCAAUCUCGCAUUUAAUUUAAUAGAUUUUUGUAUCGCACGCACUAUGACAAAAAAAUUGUAUAUAAAAUACUUAGGUUCGAUUUAGGAAGCAAUACCAAAUUUUCAUUUGACUAAAUUAAAUUCGCACCACGGUUAAAUUAGAUAAGUGGAUAUUUACUCACUCAAUAUCAAAACGGGAAAAUUCAUAGUAACUUCGGCAAUUCGAUGAAUUACCGAACGUUUUUUGUGUUUUCGGUAAAAUGUCGAAUUACCAACAAUGUUCCAAAAAUGUUGGUAAAAUGGCAUUUUACCAACAUUAUGAAUAUAAUGUCGGCAAUUUGACGAUUUGCCGAAAUCACACACAACAUUCGAAAUUCAAAUUCCAGUGCAACCGUCGAUUCUACCAAUAGAGACACGCAUGCCACUUUGACACUUCGAAUGUGCAGGAAUAUUUGUUGUUUGGUUGUGUGAACUGUCAAACGAUUGAAAACUGCGAUUCAAAUGUGAAGAAAUUCAGAACGCACGCAUACAAUCAUCGUGCAACGGUCCGAAAACAACCAAAAUUCCAAUCAAUUGUGGAAUAAUUUUUUGAUAGAAGUGAAUUAGUCACGGAUUUUGGUGAUUGUGUAAAGAAUUUUUCCGUUUUUUCUGUUGUGAAACGUAAGAAAACAUAUCAAAAUGCCAAAAGAAAUGAUAACACUGCAUCUGGGCCAUAUCAUGGAACGGCUGUCCGAUCGAGCAAAGAGAACAACUGGAUAGAAAAAACGCAGUAAAUUAAAUAUGUAUAAUGUUAAAUGAGUCUAGAUUUUGUGAUGACAGUUCGUUUCUAUUUACAUUUUUCGUGUGCUCCAAAUUUGUCUUUCUGCAUUUGUUCAAUCGGACAUUUUGAUAAAUUCAGAUAAUUUAUCGUGUGAAUUGCAUCAAUGACAGUGUUAAAUUGCAAUUGAGUAUGAUUCGCCACUCUUUGAAUGCUCCAUUAGAGGCCUUUCCAGUGAAUUUAAAAUUACCAAAUGUUGUGUGUGAUUUCGGCAAAUCGUCAAAUUGCCGACAUUAUAUUCAUAAUGUUGGUAAAAUGCCAUUUUACAUUGUUGGUAAUUCGACAUUUUACCGAAAACACAAAAAACGUUCGGUAAUUCGUCGAAUUGCCGAAUUUACUAUGAAUUUUCCCGUUUUCAUAUUGAGUGAGUAGGAUAAAACCAAACUGUAUACUACUGAGUAUAAAUUUAAUUUUUACGAAAUUCGUUUUGAAAUUGCAUGGAAACUGUCCAGCCCGGGUCAUUCGCUAUUUAUGAAUCCAUACAAAUAGAUAUUUUUCGAUAAAAACAAACUUCCCUAUGAAAUUAAUGAUGUAUCAGGAGAUAAUAUUGGAAUAAAUGCAUGAUAUGAUUUGAUAAUAAUAAUAAA
Sitodiplosis mosellana (orange wheat blossom midge) is the source of this 4704-nucleotide messenger RNA. RefSeq names its product homeobox protein 5. The record is from RefSeq and is a predicted model, not a curated record. Gene Ontology annotation, cellular component: dystrophin-associated glycoprotein complex; sarcolemma. The transcript has 7 exons. Lineage: Eukaryota; Metazoa; Arthropoda; Insecta; Diptera; Cecidomyiidae. Bases 1433 to 3319 code for a protein of 628 amino acids.